AUGGGAGGGGCGCUCGGCAAAAAGGCAAAGCAGCGUAGGAGAGGACACCAGCGGCGUUCCCAAAAGAAGCCGGACACUUUCUUCAACACGUGCGUCACCGUCAUCGCCGUACUGAUAGUCAUCACGCUCAUCUGCAUGACCAUCAUCAUGCUCAAGUGCUUUACGACCAAGGACGCAUGCCCAAACCCAGCGGCCAUGUACAACCCGUACACCAACACGGCGCUCUCCUGUGACUCCCAGGAGUGCCGCAACUACGUGAACAUCCUCCAGUCGAGCCAAGUGGCGUCGAUGGAGCCGUGCGAGGACUUCUACGAAUUCGCCUGCGGCGGCUGGACCAAGGCUGUCGUGGUGCCGCCGGACGAGGUCACCGCCUCCGUGCACACCAGGCUGCUUCGGAGGGUCGAGAGCGAGAUCGGAGAGACCCUCAACAACACGGUGGUCACGUAUCGGUACCAGACGGCGACGCAAAAGGCGGCUGCGCUGUUCCAGUCCUGCAUCAACGUCGACAUGCGCAACAGCAAGGGUACGCGACCGCUAGAAGAACUUCUGUCGUACGUGGGCCUCCCGCGGUGGCCCAUACUGAACCGGACGGCCAAGUUCCCCACUUACCAGAUCCUAGGGUCACAUCAUCCGGGAAUCGGCCAGCCAUCGUUCGGCGUGGAGCCGCCGGUAUUGCGAGGCCGCUACCGGUCACCCUACUUCCGAAUACUGCACCGUUACAAGCUGUACAUGUACCGCUGCGCGCUGCUCAUGGGCUCCAACGUGGCUGCAGCCGACAUAGUAAACGACAUUGUCGCCUUCGAAGCGAGGCUGGCCUCCAUAACCGAACCAGCAGGCGUCGUCGACAACCCGCGAAGGGUCUACAACCUCAUGGCCCUGAGAACGCUGGAGGGCGCCAUACCGGAGGUUCGCUGGACGUUCUUCCUCAACCUCAUCCUGCGCGACGUGGGCGUUUCGAUGGAUCUAAAUGAUCACGUGGUCGUCACGAAUCCCAUCUACCUGAAGAAGCUUUCCCGGUUGCUCAAGUCGGUUCCAAGCUCGAUCGUGGCCAACUACCUCGGCUGGCGCAUCGUGCAAGUGAUGGGCCAGCACGCCAUGUCCCGGUUCCGGCAGGCGCAGUUCCGCUUCGACCACUACCGCUACCUGCUGCAGGAGCCCACCGAGGUGCCGAGGCAAUGCGUGCGCAUCACCAUGCGCCUGCUCGGCUUCGCCGUCGGCAGGCUCUACUUUGACCGGCACGUCAGCAAGGCCUCGCUGCGCUACAAGGGGGUUUACGACAUGGCCGAGGAGCUGCGGCAAGCGUUCAGCGUUCUCAUCGAUAUGAGUCGCUGGAUGGACUCGAAGACCAAGGAGCGUGCAUUGGUCAAGGUGGCUUCCGUCUGA
Rhipicephalus microplus (southern cattle tick) is the source of this 1383-nucleotide messenger RNA. RefSeq names its product neprilysin-1-like. The record is from RefSeq and is a predicted model, not a curated record. NCBI's taxonomy places the organism in Eukaryota, Metazoa, Arthropoda, Arachnida, Ixodida, Ixodidae. Gene Ontology annotation, molecular function: metalloendopeptidase activity. Gene Ontology annotation, biological process: protein processing. Gene Ontology annotation, cellular component: plasma membrane.